UAGUCAGUAGUCACCCUUGAAUUUGAUGAUAAUAAUAAAUAUGAUGAAUGUUCGUGAAUAAUUUUAAUUUUGUAUGUCUGUAGUUCGAAUACUUUGAAUUGAAGAACAUAGAGAAAUCUUCAAGUUUUUCUCCAGGAGUCAUUAUCAUGAUUAGAAGAAACAUUUGUCGAUUAUUAGUGAGCAACAUUGAUACUUUGUAUUGCAAAAGGCACUUUACAAAUCGUGAGAAACUGAUUCAUUCCUUAAUAGAGAAUGCUGUUGAUAGAUCCAAAAUCAUUAAUUCAAGAAGAGAAUGGGGAAACGUUAGACAAACAAUAUUGAAUCAUGAACAAAAUAGGAAGCACUAUACCAUGGACAACAUAGAUGCACUAAUAUUAGGAUUCUGUACAACUAGAAAGGAAUAUGAAUUAGGGUUUUCAUAUCUACAAUUCCUCAAAGAUGAAAAUAUCAAACCCAAUCUUGCCACCAUUGGCAAAUAUUUCAAAUUACUUUACCAUUGUAAUGAGAAAUAUUAUUUUAUUGAAAAGAAAAAAAAUCCAGAGGAUGAGGAAUACAUAUUGAAGUGUUACCAAGAUUUACGUAGUGAUUAUCCCAUUUUGGAUUCCUUGUCUCUUGAAAAUACAAUAUUGGGUGUUUCUAUGACACAUGAGUGGAAAAAAUGUCUAGAUUUCAUGGAAGAAAUCAAAAUUACCACUAUCCCAAAUAAUAUAUCAUAUAGUGCUAUUAUUUCAGCAGCAUUCUUGAACAAUGAGGAGGAAUUAGGUUGGCAACUCUUGGAAGAAAUGUUCAGGAAUGGUAGAAACCCUGGAAGUGUAAUAUUUCUCACAUAUCUUUCAAAUAUUGGGAAAAUGAAGAACACUGCAUAUGGUGCUGAAAAACUAGAGAGGUUGUUUACAUUUUUCCAUGAAAAUGAUUUCAAAUGUGAUAAGGAAGUUGCUGAUGCUAUUUCAAGCUUAUAUAAAAAACUUGAUAACCAUAGCAGUUUCACACAGGUAUCAUAUAAGGGAGUUUGCAACAAUUGUCAUCUCAAAUUGAACAAUUAUGAAGUUGGUCAAGAAGAAUUUGAUGAUCUGAAGAAAAAACUUUUCAAGAAUGUUAUAAUUGGAAGAGAUUUGUUUGUAAAAACAAAUCCAGCAGAACUCAGGAAAUUCCAAAAUUUCAUCAAUGAUAUGGAUUGUUUCGACGUAGUGCUUGAUGGAUUGAAUAUAGCUUACUCUGCCGGUACCAAACAUUCACCCCAAGUUUUGUCGGCAAUGGUAGCCGCAGUAGUUUCUUUUUUUGUGAAUCAGAAGAAGAAAGUUCUAGUCCUUGGAAGAAUUCACAUGAAUCGGUGGCCAAAAGAGCAUUGGGGAUAUGUUACAAACACCUGUUCUGUUUUUCUCACUCAGAAUAUUUCACAAGAUGACCCUUAUUUACUGUACUGUGCAUUGCAUUCUGGAAAAGAUACAAUCAUAGUCACCAGAGACUUGAUGAGAGGUCACAAGUUCCUUCUGAAAUAUCCAAAGGAUAAAAUAUUGUUCAAUCGUUGGCUUUCACAGCGACAGUUCCAACUACUGAGGAUAAAUGAAGAAGGAAAGCCAAUUUUCAGAAUUCCACCUUCAUUUACCUCAGUGUCACAGAAAAACGAUGACAUCUGGCAUAUACCAUAUGAGAAUGAAACCCAAGUGGAUAAAAAUGAUUUUCACAAAUCUUGGUUAUGUUUGAAAUGUCGUUAACUGAAGAUGUGAGUUGAUAGUAAAAGCUUCGC
Phaedon cochleariae (mustard beetle) is the source of this 1747-nucleotide messenger RNA. The record is from the annotation of a GenBank genome assembly. NCBI's taxonomy places the organism in Eukaryota, Metazoa, Arthropoda, Insecta, Coleoptera, Chrysomelidae.